GUUUUGUGCGAAUUGUGCAAGAAAAAAUGCUCGGGAAACGCAUUGCGUGUCCAGGAUCGCUACUUCCACGUCGAUUGCUUCAAGUGUGCUGUGUGCACAAGUUCUUUGGCUCAGGGAGGAUUCUUCUUCAAAGAUGGCAAAUAUUACUGCACUGGCGACUACCAAAAGAUGUUUGGCACCAAGUGUGCUGGCUGCGGGCAGUUUGUGGAGGGUGAAGUUGUCACUGCCUUGGGCAAUACAUACCACCAGAAAUGCUUUGUCUGCGCUAGAUGUCGGCAGCAGUUUCCGUCUGGUGAAAAAGUGACCUACACUGGAAAAGAGUGCCUUUGUUCAAAGUGCAUUCAGAUACCCAUUGUGACGUCCCAGCCAAUGGAGGAGUCCCCAGUGAAUGGGACCAUCAAGUGUGCCGGCUGUGCGGACGAUUUGCGGGAAGGGCAGGCGUUGAUAGCGCUGGAAAAGCAGUGGCACAUCUGGUGCUUCAAGUGUACGAGCUGUAGCGUCGUGCUGCACGGCGAAUAUAUGGGCAGGGAGGGACAACCUUAUUGUGAAAAAGACUAUCAGAAGCAGUUUGGCGUCAAGUGUGCACAUUGCGACCGAUUCAUCGCUGGCAAAGUUUUACAGGCUGGAGAUAACCACCACUUUCAUCCAACCUGUGCCCGGUGCUCCAAAUGUGGCGACCCCUUUGGAGACGGCGAGGAGAUGUACCUGCAAGGAGGAGCCAUUUGGCACCCACGGUGCGGACCUGGGCCCGAUGGUAAGACUGAGGACGGCAAGUUGAAUGACUCGAAGAAAGAUGCGUCGACGGAAGAACCGUAUGCGCGGUCAUCCAGCCCCGGCAGCUUUCUGGACAACAAGGACCCCCUGAUGAGCGACCUGAGCCGGGUGUACGCCUACAGCUACUUGACGGCGGAGCCGACUCAGGGCUACCUCCGGAGGCCUCUGGAGCCGCACCCGCCAAAGUCGCCCCAGUUUCAUCGGCCCCCCGAUGGACUGGGCCGACCGAAGAUACCCACCAAGCAUCAUACGAAACAAGGCAUGCAGGUUCUCGUGGACACGAUCCAGUCAAGCACACCACGGCCCAAGUCACCGCACAUGAACAACGAGGAGCCGAUUGAGCUGGCCCACUUCCCCGGGGCCCGGCCGCCCAAGUCCAACGAGAUUCCCAAGAUUGAACGAGACGACUUUCCUGCCCCCCCUUUUCCGUACACCGACCCCGAGCGGCGACGACGAUGGAGCGGCAGUUCGAAAGAUUACGAAGUGACCGAGGAUGACGAGGAGGAAGAAGAAGCGUUUGAAGAGGACCCGCAGCUGAAGAAAGAGGAGCAGGAGCUCUCAAAGAUUGCCACGGGCAUUGGAAAGGUGUUUCUCAAGACGGUGAAGGAGCGCGAGAAGUAUCGUGCCUGGAAGAUGACCCACGUGGACCCCCGCAAUGCCUCGCGGACGCCCUCGGCCAACAAGGAACCGACGUACAGGUUGCGCUACGACAACCCGGUAAACGCCUCCCCUUCGAGGGACAUUGACCGCCCCAGGCCUUGGGAAGAGGAAGAGUUUGAUCGGAACUCAAGCUACAGAUCGUCUAUGGGGAGGUCUGUCGGGACGACACCUACAUACAACGUGGUGUCCUCACUUCGAGCAGUGCCCAAGCCAGGCUAUGGACUCGCAACCAAAUCUGCAACACUUCCUGUAGGUGGUCGUGAUUUCAUGGCGCAAGAUCUUUCAUUUAGCAAAUUGGAAAAAACUCACAGUACGGAAUUCAGUUGCGGCAAAUCAGAUGUUUCAGGGACUUCGGACCACGAUAGGAAUGCAAUUAACCACAGCACGAGCGGCAUGUUUCGGUCGACCCCAUUCUCGGACGGCUACUCGGGGUUCCGGUAUGCAUCCUACAGCCCGCACCUGCGGCGCUCCAUGCCCAACGUUAACUGGCACCUGUCGAGCGAACCCCCCAAGCUCUACCCAUAUCAUCUGCUCAUGACAUCGAACUACAGGUUGCCAGUGGAUGUCGACAGGUGCCAUCUGGAGCGCCACCUGUCAAACGAGGAGUUCCAAGCCCUGUUCCACAUGAGCCGGCUGGAGUUCUAUCGCCUGCCCGAAUGGAAGCGCAAUGACCUCAAGAGAAGGGCCAAGCUCUUCUAGCCUCCCCCUGCCAGAUGCCUAUUUGGGAGUCUGCCACUUUUGGUUGCUUAGGCCCCCUCGGCCUAGUUGUCCCCCCACUCCCUGGCCCUUUCCCGCCUCAGUAGUGCAACGAGAAAGAGCGAUUCUGCAGCAAUAUUUUUUUACGAGCAGGCGGGCUUUUGAAGUGGCGCACCAUUGACCGCUUGUCUUCGGUGUGUCUGUCUAGGGCAUCUCAGUUUUGUUAUUAUUUUUAUUUUUUUUUGUGUCUAUCGCGAUUUGUGACGGCGACCCCACACUUGUACCAGUAAAUAAUAUAUUUUGCAUCGGAGCUAACGUGACUCUUGCACGGAAGACUGUCGACUUUGGUGCACUUUUUGACUUGUCUAGUCCCCCCCCUUCCCCUUUUCGUUGCCUGUGUUUUUCUCCCCUCCCGGUUGCUUUUCUUCCAACAUUGUGGCAGCACUAAGCUUGCAUGAUACAAGAUCUUUUGUGUAGGCAGGUUUGGGCAGGGUGGUGCUCUUUCUGUGAAGGUGUACAUGGGGGCUCGGGCCCCAUGUGUAGUGUGCUUGUCGUUACUCCGUUCCGGCGUCUUGUUUGGGGCAGCUUCUUUUCUGGAGACUCCCUUCGAGGAGGGUGGCUCGCCGGCUUGCUUACAGUCCGGGAAAUGGUCUCUGUGCCCGAUCUGCAUUUUGGCUUUCCUUUUUUUCUGUGGAACUUUGACGGUGGGGCUAAUGGUUUUCUCAAUGAAAGCAUGUUUUUUUUAAAGCUUUUACAAACCAAUUUUUUGGGCGUCCAGGCUAGUUUGUUGAGAUCUAGAAAACAAAAGCUAGGCCAAAGGUGCGGAAGAGCUAACAAAUAUGCAUACUUUGGCUUUUAUGAGCAACAAUGAUUCAUCCCACGUCAGCUUCUGAAAGUACAAGGAACUUUUGUUGCACUGAGGGUGUGACAGAUCAUCUGAAGUAGUGGCAGCUUACCCAUUUCAUAGAGCAUGUUUCAAAACAUCUGACUUAAGAGAUGACUUGGGAGAUUUUCAACAUCUUCACAUAUAUGGUAGACAUGGGUAGCCACUCAUAGUUCAGUCUAUUCUUUAGGGCAGUCUGAUUGUCAAGUAUGUUCUAACAAAGCUUGACUUCUAAAAUUAGCUUCUUUAUGUACUAUGUACGCAUUCUAACAUUGGCAGCUAGUCCAUCUUGCGUGUGUUCACCUGAACGUUUGGUGCUUGUACUUUUCCCUCGCUGCUUCAUCAAUCGGCUGACAAUGUUCUUGGAAAAGGCAUGUCGUACGCUGCCACAUGAUCUUAGUAUUUUGUUUGGGCUUGUGUCUUGCAUACCGAUUGAAUGCCCUACUGCCCUUUGGGCAGGGUGAAUGUUUGGUCUCUGGCCAUUUUCCGCCUUUGUGCGUUUACACGCCAAAAAGUUCCUCCCAUGAACACCGACGUUCUCGAACAGGCCUGUUCCAUUUGUGAACAUUGUACGUGUUAGGCACUGCCACAUACCUUUUGGGAAAAAAAAAAAAAAAAAAAAGCACAUGCCUUUGAGCAGUGUGUGCUUGCUUUGUGAAACUCCAGCAUGAAGCUUGGCCAACACCCUAUGGCAUUUUCAGUGCUUUCAUGCUGGUUGCACUUUCAGAAGCAACAAUUCCUUGCGGCUGCUACAUCCAUUUUUCCCCUCAAUCCGCAGCCGAAUUGUUCCUUCCGAAAUCGCCUUUUUCCAUACUUUUCUAAGACUUCUGUUAGGAACUCAGCUUCACGAGAAGACUCUCGAGGUUAUUUUAGUCGCGUAGCUAGAUAUUUUCAGCUCUCGCCUUUUUAGAUUCAAUGUUUUGACUUUUUUUUUCUCCCAAUCAAGACCAAGACAGCAGCAUGCACUUUUUUUUUUAAAUAUCUAUAGUUUAUUUUUGAUGGGGAGAAUAACUAUGUGAUGCAAGUUGAGUAGAGAACCUUGUUGAUCAAUAAGAAAUGCCUGCACCAUUACAAGCAAGCUUUUUAAGAAUUUUAGGAUGGAGGUCUUGUGACCAAACCAUCUUACGAAUUGUAGUUGGCACGACAAUUAAGCUGCAGUAUGAUCCACGGAUUCAUUUGUGCAAUGUUGCCGGCCAUACAUUGAACAGUUUUUCUGCGAAUGACUGAUUCAUGGCGCACGUCGCACGUUCGGGAACUGCAGCUAUUGCUGCAACAGGUUUUGGCCAGACUGCUUGCUUGGUCGAAUGCAUAUGCGACGUAGCAGGUGUUGCGAAAUGUCUGCCCCAGCAUAGCGGCGUGCCGCGGCAGAGCUUCCACUCAUUCUUUGCGUCCCCUUCUUGCAGCAUGCUAGCAAGGUGGAUUGAAAUUGCACUGUCCAGCUACAGAAUGUGUAACGUCUAAGCACUGGACCGAGUGAAAAUGCAACUUGGUCCAUUCCAGAGCAGAUGUUUUGUAGGAAUAAAACUUGCUUGCAAUGCC
Ixodes scapularis (black-legged tick) is the source of this 4552-nucleotide messenger RNA. Its product is annotated as actin-binding LIM protein 3. Gene Ontology annotation, molecular function: actin filament binding. NCBI's taxonomy places the organism in Eukaryota, Metazoa, Arthropoda, Arachnida, Ixodida, Ixodidae. Gene Ontology annotation, cellular component: actin cytoskeleton. The coding region runs from base 169 to 2133 and encodes 654 amino acids. Gene Ontology annotation, biological process: cytoskeleton organization; lamellipodium assembly. The record is from RefSeq and is a predicted model, not a curated record. The transcript has 20 exons.